This is a messenger RNA of Vollenhovia emeryi, 1861 nucleotides long. RefSeq names its product histone-lysine N-methyltransferase SETMAR-like. The coding region runs from base 775 to 1095 and encodes 106 amino acids. The transcript is spliced from 2 exons. NCBI's taxonomy places the organism in Eukaryota, Metazoa, Arthropoda, Insecta, Hymenoptera, Formicidae. Gene Ontology annotation, molecular function: nucleic acid binding. The record is from RefSeq and is a predicted model, not a curated record.
GCUAUUGCAACAAGGAGACAAUAUUCUAAGAUGGUUAUCUAGCGGCGACACUCAUAUACAAGUGAAAGUGCCGCUGAGAUUUCGAGCAGAACGCUAUUGAAACGAGGAGAUGGAGGCUGCGCGAGUGUUCGCCGCUGAUAAGGGAUGCCCCGCCCUGCAGCCCUCUCGCGGCAGUCACCCUCCCGGGUCCUCGCGAUCGUAGAAUUGCAGGGUCAAGUUGUUGGAGGCCCCCGGCAACGGCGUAAGAUAUUAAUCUCGGGGAUUAAACGGACAAAUCGACGGAAGAUUAAUUUUUAAGGUGCCGUAAAGUGGAAAGGAUUACCUCGACGCUUAAUUAACAGUUACGCUACGUCGUUCUGUAAUUAAUCUUCGCACUCUUUACGGGUUCCGCCGUGUCUCGCUAUGUCGAGUCGGGAGAGAAAUACGUUGGAGAAUUGCAAUUGUCGGAAUAUUUCACUGAGAAAGAUGUCCGAUUAAAAAUAUAAUCGGAUAAUCCAAUUACACAAUAACAAACGGAUAUAUCCAAUAAGAUUGUACUAGGGGCAGUCAAAUGAAAACGAGACAGAUGGAAAAAAAGUAACUACACUGUGUAUUAUUUCAAAAGUAAUCGCCAUAACUGGUAAUACAUUUAUCCCACUGUGGGACAAGACGGUCAAUGUCUUCAUGGAAAAAUGUUUGUGGUUGCCGACGGACUCAUGAUUGUAUCCAGGCGUGCACCUCUGCAUCCGAAGCAAAUCGACGGCCACGAAUGUCUUUCUUCAGGGCUCCAAAGAUAUGGAAGUCGCAUGGAGAGAGAUCGGGACUGUAUGGAGGAUGUGUAAGGGCUUCCCAGCGAAACUUCUGCAGCGUAGUCGAAACAACCCCGGCAACAUGUGGGCGGGCAUUGUCAUGCAACAGAAUGAUGCCGUCCGUCAACAUUCCUGGGCGUUUGGACUUGAUGGCGCGCUUCAAUUUCGCUGGGAAGCCCUUACACAUCCUCCAUACAGUCCCGAUCUCUCUCCAUGCGACUUCCAUAUCUUUGGAGCCCUGAAGAAAGACAUUCGUGGCCGUCGAUUUGCUUCGGAUGCAGAGGUGCACGCCUGGAUACAAUCAUGAGUCCGUCGGCAACCACAAACAUUUUUCCAUGAAGACAUUGACCGUCUUGUCCCACAGUGGGAUAAAUGCAUUACCAGUUACGGCGAUUACUUUUGAAAUAAUACACAGUGUACUUACUUUUUUCCAUCUGUCUCGUUUUCAUUUGACUGCCCCUAGUAUAUUCGAUGAAAAAUGUGAUCGGUUUUUCAAUCUAAUUUCGUCGUAACUGCAUUUCGUCGGAUGUAUCAUCCACAAUUUGAUCGGAAAAAUUAACGAUCGGGCACACUAUUUAAAUUAGUUUAUCCGAUGACAAUUUUUCCCAGUGUUAUAAUCGUUAAAUUGCAGUACAGAUGCGAACGAACGUAUUUAUAAUUGCGAUUUCGCGAUAUCGCCGAAUUUGUAACAUAUUUAUUACGGAUAUAAAUCUUCCGACUGAAUCCCGUCGACGUUAAUGAUUCUCUGGGUUUUUAUCUGAAAAUCGGCACGGCGCCAAAGACCGCGAUAAGGGUCACGUGAGUCAAUCUCGUGCGGCGAUGGCAAUAUUAAUACCUUAUUCUUAUUCAUUGACACGCGCAAAUUGGCCGCGAGUUGCCAGGCCUGUGGGAAACCGCUACAAAAUAUCCCCUAUUAAAUUCUAUGGGGCGCCUGGGGUGCCGUUUCGUCGAUUUCUGUAAUGGGAAUUUCUCUCUUUGGGCUGGCUAUUUUUUCACAUUCUCUCUAUGUGUGUAACAAUCGUAUGUGAAAAGAAUAAUAUUGCAGUUCACGCGAUUGUCGUAUAGAAAAAAAA